AUGUCUCAUGGCAAACAACUUCUUCGGGAUGAGAACGGACCAUCGGUGGCUCCAGGACUUUUGAGAUUCAGUGUUGGCAUCGAAAACGUCGAGGAUAUCAUUGGAGACUUGAAGCAAGCCUUGACUCAGCUAGAAUGGUCAUCAGGUGUUAAUAUAUCUUCAAGCAGAUCGAUUGGAAUCGAUUUGGGAACUACAAACUCAUGUGUUGGGGUUUAUCAGAAUGGAAAGGUGUGUCUUGAGGGUCUCAUCUUCAAUUCCCCUGGUUUUCAGAUCGAAAUCAUUGCAAAUUUCGAAGGAAACCGAACCACACCAUCCUAUGUGGCAUUCAAUGAAACUGAACGACUUAUUGGUGACGCUGCCAAGGAUCAAGCGUCUCGUAAUCCAGAAAACACAGUUUCCAACGCAAAACGUCUUAUCGGACGUCGUUUCGACGAUGAAACCGUCCAACAUGACAUUAAGAACUGGCUUGGAGGAGAGGACUUUGAUUCCAGACUAGUUGAACACUUUAUCACAGAAUUCAAGAAAAAGGCUGGAAAAGACAUUUCUGAGAAUCCACGCGCCAUUCGUCGUCUUCGCGACGCCUGUGAGCAUGCCAAGCGCACGUUGUCUAGCAAAACCGAUGCUACUGUAGAAGUUGAGUCGCUGGUUGAUGGUAUCGAUUUCAAAUCGAAAAUCACUCGAGCCAAAUUUGAGGAACUCUGCGCUGAUUUGUUCCAGAAGACGUUGGAGCCUGUGGAGAGGGCGUUGAAGGAUAGCGAGAUAGAUAAAACCAAGAUUGAUGAGAUUGUGUUGGUGGGAGGAUCGUCGAAGGUGCCGAAGAUUCAGAAGUUGCUCAGAGACUUCUUUAAUGGGAAGGAACUCAACUGCUCUAUCAACCCAGAUGAAGCGGUUGCUUUCGGAGCUGCCGUUCAAGCUGCAGUCCUCUCUGGAGUCAGAGAUGACACCAUCAAGGACGUCGUCCUCUAUGACGUGACUCCUCUGAGUUUGGGAACCGAUGUUGUUGGAGGACGAAUGAGCAAUGUUAUCAAUCGUAAUACACGUAUCCCAGCAAAUGCUACCAAGACGUACAAGACAGUUUAUGACAAUCAAACAGGUGUGGACAUCUACGUCUACGAAGGAGAACGAGCUAUGAUUGAAGACAACCAUAAACUCGGAUAUUUCAAGCUCUGUGGAAUCCCACCAGUGCCACGGGGAACUCCGACAAUUGAUGUGACUUUUGAUAUCGAUGCAAAUGGGAUUCUGAAUGUCACUGCUAAAGAUAGGGGUUCUGGUAGUUCAAAUAGUAUUAUUAUCCAAUAUGAAAAGGGAAGACUAUCGCAGGCAGAUAUUGAUCGAAUGGUCCAAGAAGCUAAACAGUUUGAAAAAGAGGAUGCUCAACGAAUAGACAAGGCGAAUGCCAUAGACGCGUUUGUAGAUCACGUGUAUCAAGUGAAACGGGCACUCGAAAAGUACGGUGAUCGGCUGAGCUCGGAACAACGGAACCGCGCGGAAGGGCUUGUAGAUCAAAUACUUCGUUGUACAAAAUCUGCCACUUUCGAUAAUAAACAGAAAGAGAAAAUAGAAGACUUGUUGAAGAACCUUUGUCGGACGUUUCGAUAUUGCGGUGGAGAAGUAGCCAGCCAAUGUUUUAAUCUUCUUUAUUCUUACUUUGAUUCUGAAACUCUUGAAACGAUUCUUUUUGAAUGA
Caenorhabditis briggsae is the source of this 1686-nucleotide messenger RNA. Gene Ontology annotation, molecular function: pyridoxal phosphate binding; misfolded protein binding; heat shock protein binding. Bases 1 to 1686 code for a protein of 561 amino acids. The transcript is spliced from 4 exons. NCBI's taxonomy places the organism in Eukaryota, Metazoa, Nematoda, Chromadorea, Rhabditida, Rhabditidae. Gene Ontology annotation, cellular component: cytosol; plasma membrane; nucleus. The record is from RefSeq and is a predicted model, not a curated record. Gene Ontology annotation, biological process: vesicle-mediated transport; cellular response to unfolded protein; protein refolding.